CGCAGGAGUCGCAGAAGUGAGAGAAUCUCUCUCUUCUUGCCUACAUUUUCCAGGGUUGUGAGAUACCUCUGGAUUUCUAGCGUCAGGGUUUUAGGAGAUCUCCAGAGUUUUUCAAUCCUCGUCUCCAGUUUAAGGUUUCGGGAGAUUUCUAGAGUUUUUCAAUCUUCCUCUCUUCUUCGAUCUCAUCAAUGGCGAUUGGAUUCGUUUCUUCGAAUAAGGGGAUCCAGAAAACCUUUAAAGAUGUCCGUCUGCACUCUCAACUCCUCUCUUCCUUCACCGCCGAAUGGCAGGAUCUUGAAGAUCACCUCUACUCUAGCAAGAAAUCGAUUGAGGAUCGCUUCAAAGCUCUUGAAUCUAGAGAGCAGCGAUCUCAGCCGAAACCCCUCUGCGACAAUAUGGACGGCCAGGGCUUACGGUCCUUCAUCGUCGCGCAUCGGAAAGAUAUCCAUUGGGCUGAGGUUAGUAAGGCCCUCAGUGCCGCGCCGGAUCCGGCGAAGGUGGUCUUGGAUUCGAUGCAGAGGUUCUAUCCUACCCAUAUGAAGAAUCAUUUGGUGGACCGGCUGGCAUCAAUCUCGCCGGAGGUUACGGAGGAUCUGAAGGACAAGGCAAAGAAGAUUGCGGACAAUUGGAGGGUGACAGUGGGUAAGAAUGGCGAGAAUGCUGCUGAGUGUUAUGCGUUUUUGCAAUUUCUAGCUGUGUAUGGAUUGGGUUCUGAGUUCGAUACAGAUGAGCUUUUGGAUAGGUUUGUUGUCCAUGCUGCUCGACGGGAGCAGACUAUCAAUUUGUGUCGUGUGCUCGGCCUUUCAGAUAAGAUUCCUGAUCUCAUAAGAAAGCUGAUCCAUCAGGGAAGACAAAAAAUGCUGUUGACUUUGCAUAUGCUUUUGAUCUUGUAGACGACUUCCAUCCUGUGCCCCUUUUGAAGGCCUACAUGAAUACAUCCAAGAAGGCUGCUCAGGAGGUUGUGAAUAGUGGAAACAGCUCAACAGAGUCGCAGAUUGAGGCCAUUGGCUUAGAACUUACCGCUUUGAGAGCAGUGCUGAAAUGCAUCGAAGAGCACAAUCUGAAAUCUGAGUACCCACCAGAUGACAUUGAAAAGCGAAUUGCUGAGUUGGAGAAGCAGAAAGCAGAACUGAUGCAUGAUAAGAAGCCUACUGCUGAGUCGGAGAAGUGGGAGGAAGAUAGGAAGCAUCAUGAAAAGGUUGUUGCUAAGUUGAAAAGGAAGAAGAAAUUCAAGAAAUGCUCUGUAGCAACAAUGGCUGCCAUGAAGCCCCUGCAGCGACCACCAUUAAACAAGCGGCCUCGACCAGCGGUUGCAUUCGCCCUUUCUGACCGAGGUAUUUUGGCUUCCUCCCCCCUAUCAGCUUACCAAGCUCCUCAAUCUUUGGCUCCUGCUGCUGCACCUUAUGGCUUGGCGGGGCCUGGUGUUGGAUCUGCUGAUCUCUACAACGGCUCAUCAGUUUCUAGCCUUCUGGGAAUGCCUUAGGUUACGGUGUGAACAAGAGCCCACCGAGUCCUCAUCUCUACUCCACUGCAGGGCUGUCGUCUAGUUUGUUCUCGCGAGUGGGCUAUGGCAGUUAUCAAGUAUCUGGUGGUUUGCUGCAGCAGCCUAGCAGUUUGGAAUGGCAGCAGACUUAUUAUCCCUCAUCAUUUGAUUCUUGAGAUUGAUUUUAUGGCCAGGUAACUCUAACUUCAGUAUGUCAACCCCGCUUCCCACUUGUAAGUUGUGUCAAUAUGAGCUGUGCAUGUACACCACAUUGCUUAUUGCAGUGGUUGGUGUAUUCUUUGGAAAUGAUGUUUUGGGUUAAGCUUGA
Molecule: messenger RNA, 1811 nt
Organism: Magnolia sinica
Lineage: Eukaryota; Viridiplantae; Streptophyta; Magnoliopsida; Magnoliales; Magnoliaceae
Product: truncated FRIGIDA-like protein 1
Exons: 3
Coding region: 189-893 (234 amino acids)
Source: RefSeq, a predicted model, not a curated record